CUGAGCAGUACCUGUGAUGUUGAACACUUCAGACAGUCGACUGAGACUGUAAUGUUCAUGUGAUGUUGCAGGCCCAAAAUGAGUAGACUUCAACGUACCGUCCCCGGGUAACCCUUUUUCAGUUUUCAUAUACAUUGUAUUGACAAGUAUGCCGAUUUUGCCGUGAUGUGUGUGUAGAGAUUAAUUCUAUCCCAUUCCUUUGGUGCAUAUGACCGCCGUCUUUUAUCCCGAAGCUCAAGUUAUUUUUACAAAGGCAGGGGACUUUUGAUCCACGCACUGGGAAAUAAUCGGGAAUGGACGGUCCUGUGCCAUGCAGUCAUGCGUGAAGUCAAAGCUUGUAUUUGCUGAGCUUUUGUGCCAGAAAUGAAAUUUGCUCAGCCGUGUUUGGGUCUACAGUUGAACAAUGGCACUGUAAGCAACCACUGCAGAGGUUUGGGGAUGCUGGUAGCGGAAGGCAAGCCUAUUGCCACUACAUGUAGACCACCUGUAUUAGAAACCAUGUACAUUCUUGCUCAUGCAUAGUUCAUAGUUGAUUUUGCCACUUCAUGUACAGUGAUCGUGGUAUCACUUAUAAACUUGCAGCAGUUUCCAUUUGAAAAUAGCGAAAGACUGUUUGUUGGUUGGUUGUUUUUUUUUUGUUUGCAUGGGAUUUGCAAAAAUUUAUGAGAGUCAGUCAACCAAGGGGUGACAUCAUCGAACGAAAAUGUCAAGGCCUCUCCGGCAACAUUUUGGCAUUACUGAAUAAAUUACAUAUUCAACCUUGGUCCUCACUAACACUUUGCUUAGAAAUUGCAAAGAACUACUACCGUAACGGCUUACUAAGCAUACGAAUUACAAUGUACACGUUAUUGCUUGGUCGUAAGGGUACAAUUAAUCGUCCCUGCUAUGUGUAGGGGUACUUAAAAACCCAGGAAAAGGCUUGAAAACAUGGACAAUUCGAGUGGAGUUUACCUGUGUAAACCGGUGGGAAAACUUUACACUCUCCAACGUUUCUCAAGUUCACCCACAGAUUGAUAAAAGAUGGCGUCUGCGAAAUGGCCUUUACAAAUGCUCAGGACGGUGGUUGUCAUGGUGACGUUAUCGUUUACAUCCAGCUAUUUGCCGAACGAGUCCGACGCGUACGACACCGCUUGCUUCGUCCCUCCCUCAGAACGGCUUCCUGGUGUAGACAAGUUUUUCCUCUUUGAGGUAUUUCUCCCUCCAGUCUCGUUCGAGUACUCUAUCGAGUACCUGAGUUUUCCUAACGGAUCAUGUGGCUUGGACACGUAUAUCCUUCUCCGAGAUUCAUAUUUUCCCAUCCAGCUAGCGAGCUCUCUUCAGCAGUUAGCAAGAGAACUUUUUAGCCACUGUGUGUUGGACAACCAGCAGGACAUGACGCCACCGUAUAGAGUGACAGUUAUGUCAUUAGUCGAUACAGGUCUAGAUGGUGUUCUGAAAUUAGUUCCGGAUGAGGAAUUCAGCCGACUUCCGGCUGAGUGGAUAACAGCAGGAAAUAUCCUUCUUAUACAUAUGGAUAACAUUACCGUGGGGCAUCAUGUUCUGAAUUGCAACGAACCGAAUUUGCAGAAGAUGGAGCAAUCUCAGUACAACCUCAAUUUCACUCUUCAAAUUAAUGGUUGUCCAUCGGGCAGAUAUGGCGGGAGCUGUGAGGGAAGUUGCCACUGCGCCGAAGGAGUGGAGUGCCACAGUUUCAAUGGUGUGUGCAUGUGUCCACUCGGACUGCAAGGGACUUCAUGUGACCAACGUAAGCCAGUGAUCACUGUACAGACGCGCCACAUGUACGUCCCCUAUGGACAGAAUUUCACUCUGAUGUGCACAGCACAUGGAGUGCCAUCACCACUGGCGUGGUCGUGGACUAAAUAUGGCCAGGCCACGCCCCUGUUGGCCGCCUCCAGUCUAGAGACUACGCCAUAUUCUCCAAGGCCCUUUGUGAUCAAGAGUAUUGUAGAAGCAAAAGAUACAUCUGUCAACGGCCCCUAUGUGUGCGAGGUUAUUGACGGGAAUGGAACUCUAUACAGACGGCUUGUGAAUGUCACCGUCAUAGCCAUUCCCGAGCCAUUCGUGCAAGUUCCUCAGAACCAAACCGCCCUCGUUGGAAGCAACGUUACUUUUACGUGCGAAAUCAGAAGCGAUGCCGGGGUAAUCCGAUGGGUCAGAGGUCAGAAGCAGCCACCAAAUGAAGCAGCUGCGAUCAGCGACCUACCUAGCCGGUUCCAGAUAGUACAUCCCUCGGAGGGCGUUUCGAGUCUCCGCAUUUUAAGGUUGGGGUUUGAUGACGAGGAGGUUUACAGGUGUUAUGCAGGGCAUACCUUCCGGGCACCAGAUUUGAUGUACGCAGAGGCAAGGCUCAAAGUUCAGUCCGAUCCCUAUCCCGAGUGUUCCUUCAACAAGGUCACCAGCACCCUGUCGGGUCAGAAGCUGACUUUCCGGUGCCUGGUGAUGCAAGCCAAGCCGGUACCUCGGCUGAACUGGAGAGUUCAAGGAAGACAUCUGAAGCCCAUGACGUUCGAGCACCGCUCCGACGACGGCUUCUCCUACAACAUCAACACCUCCUUAACCUUUGUACCUGGGCCAGGUGAUGAUGGGAAGAGGUUGUCUCUCUCCCUAACCAGUCCAGCAUGGACAGGAACCAGAGAAGUGGAGACAUCACUGAAUGUCUCGUAUGCGCCCUUUGUGACGGUCAUCCCUGACCCUAUUACGGUUAACAAGGGCCAGGAUGUUACAAUCUCUUGCUCGGCCAGGGCCAAUCCGGACCAGGUGGAUGUUGUAUGGACCCUUAGAUCCCCCAACAAGCCAGCGGCCAAUGUGUCCACCAGUCCUACGUACACAUUCAAGAAUAUCAACAUGGAAUAUGACAAGGCUAACCUGACAUGUUCCGUUAGAAACACCAUUGGCAAGACUGAAAAAACUGUGCAGAUCAAAGUAACAGAUAGUAGCAUUUCUCUAGCAGCCAAGAUAGGUCUCAGUGUUUCAGCAGCUCUCUGUGUUACCCUGCUAUUCAUCGCAAGCGUCAUAUCUCGUCGAUAUCGCAGGGAAAUUAAACUCUGGUGGGCUCAAAAAGCUGACAAAACUGAAGACAAAGACUUUGACGUGUUCAUCUCCUACAAGAGCAGCAGCCCAGACGAGGAAUUUGUGAUGCACGAGCUGAUCCCUCGACUGGAGCAGGCUGGAUACCGUGUCUGCGUCCAUUACAGAUACUUCCUGCCUGGAAGAAGUAUCAUUGAAAACAUUGCGGAUGCGGUCCAUCGUAGCCGUAAGACACUCCUCCUAUUGUCUCCAGGUUUCAUCGAAAGCGAGUGGUGCUGCUAUGAGUUCCAGGCUGCUCUCUCCCAGAUGUUACACCUCCAGUCGGACCUCAUACCUGUAAUCUUUGAGGACCUGGGACCCCAGGAGAAUCUGUCCCCAGAUCUGCAGACGAUGCUGAGGACACUGUCCUACGUCAUCUGGCCCGGUGCCAUCCAGCAGGGCUGCUACCAGACUGAGACUGACCUGGACCGCUUCUGGAAGCUGCUGUGGCAGUCGCUCCCACCAGUACCUCUUAGAAGAGACGAGCAGGCGGUUGGCACUGUAGAACUGGAGUUGGAGACCAAUCCAGGACAACGUGGAAGAAUGGAUCGAGUGGACGGAAAUGCGGACUACAAUGGGGAUGCGCCUUUGGUACUUCCUCCUUGACAAGGCUUUGACAAAGACCUGCCUACAUAUCAUUGAUGGAAAGUUGCCAAGUGGGCAUACCAUGUUUUUUCAACAUUUCAUAUUGGUUUAAACGAUUUCCACCUGUUCAACGUUUUGAACAACGUUUCUCCCCAAAGUUGUUACCAUAAAAAGAUAUCAUACAAUCAUUGAAACCCAUACCACUGCAUAGUGAACGAGAAAGCUUCAAUGGCUCGGCUUAAACUCACUCUGGAGUCCGUUUGGAGGAAACCUGUUUUCGUCCUAGGACAAAACAUCCACCUAAUAUGCACUGUUUUUACUUUUUAUAGAGCGUUCUCUAUAUUCAGUUUCAAUCUAGUAUACGUUUGCUCAGUAUUACUCUUGCUUCUAUAUGCAGUGAUUUGUUAGUAUUCAUUUUUUCCCUGUAUAUUUUGUUUGGCGGUAUCAGAGGCACGGAGGUGAGCCCAGGGGAUAUCCUACUUCUCUUGGAAGUCCUGGGCAUCAUAUUGUAAUUAUAGCCUAUUUGUACAGUUUACCGAUCGAUAUAAAUGUGCUUCACAGCAGUUGGUUAAAAAUGAGUAACAUUGGAUAGUGUAUAGGUAUAAUAUUUGGCCCACUCAGUGAAAAAAGAGUCUUAAGUCGCCAGAGCCACUUUUUGAGUUUUCAUUUGUAUUGGAAAGAGCGAACUGAGUUUUUUGCUUGGAUGUAUCACUCAGUUUGGUAUCCUUAUGAAAGUGGAUACUCCAUGGUGAAAAAUGCUGUGGUUUCCUACUGAUUUACACUGUGCACAAUUAUGCUUUAGGACUUUUUAUUCCAAAGUGGCUCUGGCGGCUUAAGACUCAUUUUCACAGAGUGGGACGCAUAUAUAUGGGUGCAGUGUAAAACAUGAUAUCCUGUGUCGUUUUAGCUAAUUUUAUUCUAAUGGCCUGUCGCUUACGUGUUAGACUACCUGUGAAGUAUUUGAUUUCGGCUGGCUGGUUUGAUUGAAUAUUUAUGAGGAGUAAUAAAACAAAUACAGCAUGGUUUA
Acanthaster planci (crown-of-thorns starfish) is the source of this 4678-nucleotide messenger RNA. RefSeq lists its product as uncharacterized. Gene Ontology annotation, molecular function: signaling receptor activity. Gene Ontology annotation, cellular component: plasma membrane. Lineage: Eukaryota; Metazoa; Echinodermata; Asteroidea; Valvatida; Acanthasteridae. Gene Ontology annotation, biological process: signal transduction. The record is from RefSeq and is a predicted model, not a curated record.